Malaya genurostris is the source of this 2152-nucleotide messenger RNA. RefSeq names its product zinc finger protein 431-like. The coding region runs from base 3 to 1931 and encodes 642 amino acids. The record is from RefSeq and is a predicted model, not a curated record. The transcript has 6 exons. NCBI's taxonomy places the organism in Eukaryota, Metazoa, Arthropoda, Insecta, Diptera, Culicidae.
ACAUGGCUGAAGAUGAAAAACAGACCGUUCCAUCUCCGAUAGAGGUAUUAAUCAAAGAGGAACCGGGAGAUAUCUAUGUCGAAUUUACCUUCGAGGAUUGUUUGAAGGAAGAGCCGGAUACAAUUUUGUCAGAAAAUGAGCAAGAUCCGAUUCCUGUUGAAUCGCGUCAACAGCCAAAUGUUGAUAUGAGUCGGUGUAAUUUUUGUCUGAAAUCGCUAGUGGACGGCAAACGAGUUCAAUUCGCUCCCGGUUGCGAAACAGCACAGCGCACGAAAAUUGAAUUCGUCCUGUCGAUUAAACUGAAUAGUGAGCCGCAGUGCUGUUUUAGCUGCUGGCAGAUGAUCGAAUUGUUUAAUGGUUUCAAGCGGUCUUGUUAUAUGGCAUUAUUCAAACCUGAUGAGCUUAUCGGGGCAGUUAUUCCAGCUGUGGAGUCUUUCACGGUUGUGAAAGAUUCGACGAAGUUGGUCCCCCAACCACCCUCAGAAUAUGAAUCUCUUACUGCAACUGUGGUGGAGUCUUCUACAGUGGUAAAUGUUUUGGCUAAAUCGGUACCUGAAUCGACGUCAGGACAUCGAUCUCUUACUCCAAAUGGGACCGUAAAUGGUGCGGCAAAAUUGGUGUCUGAAUCGGCGACAGAAGAUGGAUCUCUUGCUCCAAUUGAAGAGUCUUCCACGGAUGUAAAACAUUCGGCGGGGUUGGUACCUGAACCGGCACAGGAAGAUGGAUCUCGUACAGACCUAGUACAGUGCAUGCAGGCUUCGUCCCAGAGAAGGAAAUCUUUUGGUUGUCGACAUUGCGGUAAACGCUUUGCUAUAAUGCAAAGCCUUUUAACGCACAAGCACAAGUGUUACAAGCUUAAUUCCGAAAAAUACUCUUGUCAUGUGUGUUUUACCGCAUGCAACAAUCGACUCGAGCUACAAGCCCAUUUACGUUCUCAUAGUGACAAAAAUUUAUUCAAAUGUCGGAAUGAAGGCUGUUACAAAGCGUACUUUUACCCGGAGCUUCGAGUCCAGCAUGAACAAAAGUGUGGCAAAACUAAACCAUUAGAACCAGUUAACUGUAAAAUUUGUGGCAUUGAGUUUCCAUCCGCUCAUUCUAUUCUAGGUCACAUGUUGACUCAUAAAGAAGCAGUUUAUGAAUGUAAAAUUUGUAAUAAAAAGUUCAUUCAAAGGAACCGGCUAAAGACACAUUGGACCACACAUUUUCGGAAAGAAAUUGAAACUGCCUAUCCGGAAGCCCUCAAUAGUACCAAUAAUGUCACUAAUGCUGAUCAGACCAGUAAAGAUCAAAAUCAAAGUUCCAACAACAAUACCGCUGUAAAAACGCUAAUUUGUGACAUGUGUAAUACGACAUUUUUGAGCAAAGAGGAUCUGUCAGCACACAAAAUCAGUUGCACAAAGCUAAAUCCGUUUCAGCAUAAAAGUAAUCUGCUACGAUGCACACUCUGCCCGGCCAUAUUCGAUGAUCAACAAUCGUUGCAGUAUCACGUAGAUCGACAUAACGGAAUAAAAUCCGCCUAUUGCCGCAAUGAAGGAUGCACCAAUUCAUAUUUCGACGCUAGAUCUCGCAGAAACCACGAAAAAGUUUGUGGUAAAGAAUUGCGCUUCGUUUGUAACGUUUGUGGUGCUGUAGUUAAAUCCGAAGGCACAUUCCGUACGCAUAUGGCCAAUCAUGAUGAUCCUAAGCAUCCGUGUGGGCUCUGUGCGAAAAAAUUUCACACUCGGGCACAACUGAAGAAGCAUUCAUCUGUCCAUUCAGACGAACGAAAGCACGAGUGCAAGGUGUGUGGUAAGCGGUUCAAAUCUCACGAAGCCAACCGAGUUCACCAGCGAAUCCAUACGCAGGAAAAACCGUAUCCUUGCCAUAUCUGUGAAAAACGGUUCACCUACAAUUGCCAGCUCAAAACUCAUCUUCAAAAGGGGCACGGGUAGUUGCAGUAUCAAAAUCUGCGAAUUAGCUAUCAAUUAUCUUGGGGAAUAUACAGUGCUGUGCUAAAGGUUAAAAAGUGAUUUGCAGUUCAAGGUAAGUGAUACGAGUCAUUUAUUCCGAAACUCCGCGUGGUUUGACAAAUGUCUCCCAGUUUUUUUGUUUUUUUUUCAAUGUUGCUUGAAUAUCAAAAAUGCAACGAACGCCAAUGAUCAUCGUUCACUUC